Molecule: messenger RNA, 342 nt
Organism: Nymphaea colorata (pocket water lily)
Lineage: Eukaryota; Viridiplantae; Streptophyta; Magnoliopsida; Nymphaeales; Nymphaeaceae
Product: strigolactone esterase D14-like
Exons: 1
Coding region: 1-342 (113 amino acids)
Source: RefSeq, a predicted model, not a curated record
AUGGAGAAAGGUUUCUAUUCAUGGACUCUGGGCUUUUCUCUUGCUGCCUUAGGAACCCAAGACCCAAAACUAUGCAAAGAAUUUCAGGACAGUUUGUUGAGGAUGAACGCUGAAGAAGUCAUUCCUUUGCUAAGAACAAUACUUCUAACUGAUAACAGGGAAGUUCUGCAGAAGGUGUCGGUUCCUUCAACGAUCAUACAGACCCAAAAGGACAUGGUGGUUCCCAUCUCUGUGGCCCAAUACCUCCAUGAAAACCUUGAUGGGGAGAGUCCAGUUGUGAUCAUCCCCGUUGAAGGACGUACCCCAACUCGCAGCCCCGAAACUGCUCAUGAAUGCUCUUGA